AUGCCCUCAGGCACUGGUCAGUAUAAAUGUCUCCGCCACAGCAGCGGCAGCAGCAGAAAUUGUCUAGUACCCGCAGCAGAGACAACAGAGGCUUCACCAGCUGCAGCGCCAACAUUCCUCAAAGGUCUCUCAUUUCUCAAGGCCCGAGGCGCAGGGAGGUCGAGUCACGGAAUCGCCAAUCCUCGUUGUUUCCGUGUUGCUGCAACAGCAGCCUGCGCAGCUGCUCUGCUGCAGCCACAGCAGCAAGCCUGGAUGCGCUAUGAAGGAAGGAACGACGGCAGGAGCAGUUUAAUAUACACCGAGGCGCUGACUAACGGCGAACGCGCCCUUCCUUCCCCGUGUUGUUCAGGCACUGCUCUGAAUAUUGUUUUACGGCGGCAACAGGAUCACCAGCAUCGGCAAGUCUGCAGCAGUAGAAUGCCUCCCUAUUUGCAUUCUGCUCUCAGCAAUGGAGGCUCAUCGGAUGCACCGGCAGUGGGAGGAGGAGGAGCAGCAGAUGCAGCAGAUAAGCCAUCCGAUGCAGCACUGGCUACCCCGGAGACGGACGCCACGGAGUUUGUCCAGUUGAAUAGGGACGCAUUUUGUAAAGAGGAGGAAGUAACAUGCCUGCGAGUCCCGUUGAAUCAGCUGCAGGAGCUUUCCAAGGCGCUUAGAAAAUAUCUUUUCAAGCGUAGAAAUUUGCGGCCCGUCGUUUCCGACAUUGCAGAGAAGGAGCGGCAGGGAGAAGUGCAACAGGAAAUGCAAAACGAGCAACAAACUAGCGACGACGGAAAUGCAGGCCAACAAGAGCACCCGCAACAGUCCCACAACCCCACCGAGGUAACGAAAGAGAAAGGCAGCGCAAAGGGCUUCAAAUGCCUGCUGUUGGACCCAUCUAUAGGCCCAGAGCUGGAUGGGCUACCGGAGGACUUGCAGAGUCAAGUGAGGGAUGCGGGGAUUCAAGUUCUGCGCCAUCGCGUGUCUGUUGGUUAUGAGAACCUCUCUGUCGUUGAAUGCCUCACGGCGUUAUUGCCAGAGGGCGCUGAAGUGCCUCACAGGUUCGAGUGCGUGGGACAUAUCGCUCACCUUAACCUUCCUGCCUCUCUUCUGAAGUUCAAAUACGCCAUCGGUCAAGUCGUCUUGGAUAAGCACCCUCAGCUGCGCACUGUGGUUUUGAAGACGGGCAUAGGUGAAAAAUGGAGAGAGUUACAGUUUGAGCUCAUUGCGGGCGAAGCGGCCUACGUCGCCACAGUGAAGGAGAGCGACAUGGUUUUUGAAGUUGACUAUGCCAAGGCAUUCUGGAACUCUAGGCUUUCAUGCGAACGGCAACGCAUUACUGCUGUGGUCCCCAAGGACUCAGUUGUAUUGGAUGCCUUUGCCGGUGUCGGGGCAUUCGCUGUCUACCUCGCGCGGAGCGGCUGCAUUGUUGCUGCGAAUGACGGCAACCCCGCAUCUGCAAUGAACAUGCGGACAAAUGUAAAAAGGAACGGAGUAGCUGAUUUGGUGGAGGUGCACAACCAAGACGCUCGGGACUUUCUUCGCACUCAGGGGCAGCCAGAGGCGAUUGCUGCGCUUGUAGACAAACGCAUACAUAACCGCAGGGGCCAUUCUGGACUAUCUGCUGCAGGAGCUGCAGAAACGUCGGGCAGUCAUCGUCAAGCCGUGGAGGUGCAUGUAAUAAUGAAUCUUCCAGAGCUAGCUGUUGAAUUUUUGGAUGUAUUUCCGGGGCUAUUUAAUCGAGCAGAGCCCCAAGCAAAAAGACGCCGCCCAACGGAAGGACCCAGCAGCUCCCCCGGAGCUGCGCAGACAGACCAGAUAUCCAAGUGGCGCGUUCACUGUUACGCCUUCUCCAGGGACCCAAAGCCCGAGCAAGACCUCAAACCACGAGUGGAAGCCGCCCUUGGCUAUUGGCCGGAGUCUGUAGAGAUACACGAAGUGAGGGAUGUAGCUCCUCAUAAGCGCAUGUACUGUCUCACCUUUGACAUCCCUCUUCUCGUUCUUCUUGGCGAACAUGAAGGCAGCGAGGGGCAAGAAGAUCAGCAUACAACUAAAUAA
Eimeria necatrix is the source of this 2034-nucleotide messenger RNA. Its product is annotated as met-10 domain-containing protein, putative. Gene Ontology annotation, cellular component: cytoplasm. The transcript is spliced from 12 exons. Bases 1 to 2034 code for a protein of 677 amino acids. Gene Ontology annotation, biological process: tRNA N1-guanine methylation. Lineage: Eukaryota; Apicomplexa; Conoidasida; Eucoccidiorida; Eimeriidae. The record is from RefSeq and is a predicted model, not a curated record.